Messenger RNA from Symbiodinium sp. CCMP2592, 610 nucleotides. Lineage: Eukaryota; Dinophyceae; Suessiales; Symbiodiniaceae. The record is from the annotation of a GenBank genome assembly.
AUGCUGCCACCAGUUAGUCCGUCCAUGCGGAAGACUCAGCCCAACUUCGGUCUCGCCAAGUCGACCAGUGAGCCCUCCGUGAGCAGUCUGACGUUGCCCGCAACCGUGAAGGGCUCAUUCCUUCCGCGCCAGAUGGGCCAUCCAACGAUUGCUGCCCGUCGAAACCUCGCGCAGCAGAGGAAGGCGCUGAUCAAGGAGACGCGCGACCUGGAAGACUGCAGCUUCUGGGGUGCCCAGGGCAUUCCUGGCUUUGCGGCCCACUUGAAAUCGCGCUUUGGCUCCAUCUUAGCUGGAUGGCGCCUGCUCGACUCGGACAAGAAAGGGCGCCUGUCCUUCCAUCCGUUUUGCAAGGCAGCGCGGAAAUGGGGCUACCAUGGCAACGUGAAGAAGCUCUGGACGGAGCUCGACGUGACCAGCAAGGGCUUCGACGUUGAUCCGGAUGCAGCGGCCUCGUACCUGCUCCAUUCAGCUCCACUGUGUUGUGGCUCAGACAAGCGACAGAAGAGUGUUGGGUACGGAGACAUGUUGGUCGCGUGGCAAGACUGCAUCGACGUGAAUGGCGCAGGCAAAGUGUCCGAGAGUGAGAUUGCAGACAGCCUCCGGGAGCUUG